This is a messenger RNA of Eufriesea mexicana, 2454 nucleotides long. RefSeq names its product probable ATP-dependent RNA helicase DDX10. The record is from RefSeq and is a predicted model, not a curated record. Bases 1 to 2361 code for a protein of 786 amino acids. NCBI's taxonomy places the organism in Eukaryota, Metazoa, Arthropoda, Insecta, Hymenoptera, Apidae. Gene Ontology annotation, molecular function: nucleic acid binding; RNA helicase activity; ATP binding. The transcript is spliced from 12 exons.
AUGUCAAAGAAAGCGAAAGUAAAAGAUUACAAUAGAAAGAAAAAGCAAAUAUCAGAUACAAAAAUAAUUACAGACCUACAAUCGAAAUAUGAUACUAUCGAUGAAACGAAAGCAAAAAAGUUUGCAGAUUUUCCGCUUUCGCCAAAGACAUUAAAAGGUUUGGCAGAAAAUAAUUAUUUUGAAAUGACAGAUAUUCAAAGACAAAGUAUAGGACUAGCAUUGCGGGGAAAUGAUAUCUUAGGAGCAGCAAAAACUGGGAGUGGAAAAACCUUGGCAUUUCUUAUUCCAGUUUUAGAGAUAUUAUAUUGUAAACAGUGGACAAGAUUAGAUGGACUCGGUGCACUUGUAAUUACACCAACCAGAGAACUUGCUUAUCAAAUAUAUGAAACAUUAAGAAAAAUUGGACAACAUCAUGAUAUUUCUGCUGGUCUUAUUAUUGGUGGAAAAGAUUUAAAAUUUGAAAGAAGACGUAUGGAUCAAUGCAAUAUUAUUAUAUGUACACCUGGUCGUUUGUUGCAACAUAUGGAUGAAAAUCCAUUAUUUAACUGUAUAAAUAUGCAGGUAUUAGUAUUAGAUGAAGCUGAUAGAUGUUUAGAUAUGGGUUUUGAACACACUAUGAAUUCUAUUAUUGAAAAUCUACCUUCAAAACGACAAACUCUUUUAUUCUCUGCAACACAAACAAAAUCUGUAAGAGAUUUAGGUAGACUAAGUUUGAAAGAUCCAAUGUACGUGUCGGUUCAUGAACAUGCUACAUAUACCACACCUGAAGCACUUCAACAAAGUUAUGUUGUUUGUACUUUAGAAGAUAAAAUAUCAAUGUUAUGGUCAUUUAUACGGAAUCAUUUAAAACAAAAGAUUAUUAUAUUCUUUACCAGUUGUAAACAGGUAAAAUAUAUGUAUGAAGCAUUUUGUCGAUUAAGACCUGGUAUAAGUUUAUUAGCACUUUAUGGAACUUUACAUCAACUUCGAAGAAUGGAAAUUUAUGAAACUUUUUGUAAAAAACAAUUUGCAGUUUUAUUUGCAACUGAUAUUGCUGCUCGUGGAUUAGAUUUUCCUGCUGUGAAUUGGGUUGUACAGAUGGACUGUCCUGAAGAUGUAAAUGCAUAUAUACAUCGUGCUGGUAGAACAGCUAGAUUUCAAAGAGAUGGAGAAUGCUUAUUAGUUCUAUUACCCUCUGAAGAAAAAAUGGUUGAGAAACUUAAAGAACGCAAAAUUCCAAUAUCAAUGAUACAAAUUAAUCCAACGAAAUUACAAUCUCCACAACGUAAAUUGGAAGCACUGUUGGCAAGAGAUGUUUCAUUAAAAGAAAGUGCUCAAAGAGCAUUUGUAACAUAUAUAAAAUCAGUCUUCUUAAUGAAAGAUAAAGAAAUUUUCAAUGUUCAUGCAUUAAAUACUGAUUCAUUUGCAAGAUCUUUAGGUUUAGCUAUACCUCCAAGAAUUCGAUUCCUUCAAAGGAUGGAACAAAAACGACAACAAUCUAAUAAAUUUAUCGAAGAAACAACACAAUUAACUGUCGAUAGUGACUUAAAUCACGAUAGAAAUGAACAAAUAAAUAUUAAUGACAGUAAUUACAAUGACUAUAAAGACAACGAAGAACGAGGAAUUACAUCUCAAACAAUGAACCCAAAUGAUUUUACACUUGAUGAUAGUGAUGAUGAUGUAUUGACUGUAAAACGAAAAAAUAUAGACCUUGAUGAUAUACCAAUUACUGUCAAUGAAAAAGAAAACGAAGGUUUAAACAAAAAGAAAGCAGUUACAAAAGCUUCAGUAGCUAAGAAAAUUCUUCGUAAAAAAAUAGUACCGAAUAAAAAGAUUAAUUUUGAUGAUGAAGGACAGGAAUUAGUAAAUCCCACUAAAGUUAAAAUCUCAGAAUUAGCUAAACAAUAUGAAAAUGAAGAGGAUUCUGGAAUAAACAUAGAAAUAGCUAAACAGGUAUUGCGUGAAGAAGAUAAGUUCGAUAAACAACGCUUCAAAGAAAAAAUAAAAGAAAAACAUAAAGAAGAGAAACGAAAAUUAAAAGCUCACAAAAGAAAAGUAGAUGAUGAAGAUAAUCAAGAUAAAAUUGAAGAUACUGAAGACAACUCUGCUAGCGAUGAUGAAUAUAAUGGUCCAGAUCUGUCUUGGCUACCUGAUCCAGAUGAAAUUUAUGGCAAGCACGAAGAAAGCUCUAAAGGAAUUUUAGAUACUGUGGAUACACAGGAAAGUGAAGAGGAAAACAAAAUACAUAGGCCAUCUAAAAGGAAACUAAUAAUACAAGAUGAAUGUAAAAAGAAAAAGAAAAAACAAAGAGCAUCUCUUGAAAUAGAUAAUGUAAAUUUAAAAGCAGAUGAGGAACUAGCAUUACAACUUUUACAAAAUUAGAUUAUUAUACAUAGAUCAAAAUUUUAAUAAUAUUUUAUAUUCUAUGAUACAAUGUUCUGAAUAAUAUUAAAUAUCUGCUAUCUAAAUAUCUUG